Molecule: messenger RNA, 2264 nt
Organism: Phlebotomus argentipes
Lineage: Eukaryota; Metazoa; Arthropoda; Insecta; Diptera; Psychodidae
Product: ras-related and estrogen-regulated growth inhibitor-like protein
Exons: 4
Coding region: 741-1778 (345 amino acids)
Biological process (GO): cellular oxidant detoxification; cell redox homeostasis
Cellular component (GO): cytosol; mitochondrion
Molecular function (GO): GTPase activity; GTP binding; peroxiredoxin activity
Source: RefSeq, a predicted model, not a curated record
CAGAGAGAGAACAACGAAUUUAUCAGUGAACAGAAAUACAUUUCAUCUCUGUACAAAUUGCCUUCUGUUCGCCAAUUGACUUUGAAAAGUGUAUUUAGUGCAGAGGAAAAAAUCGCAUGAGUGUGAUUAUGUAUUUAAAAUAUUGCGUCAAGACAGACUCUGUUUGGAUGUGAUUUUAAUUAUAAAUAAAAAGAAAAAUUGAAGAAAUAGCGUAUAAAUAACAGGGAAUCUCUCGCUUGAGAGUGUGAGAAGACUUUGUGUGGCACAGAAAAGCGAAAUGUUGAGUGAUGUCAUUAAAAACAGUCUCAUUGCAAAAGAGAGGGAAAAUGUGAAAAUUUUCUUAAGAAUUUCACAAUAACAAUGCCACAGAGCAGAUGAAAUGUGCGGCAUUGGAAAACAGGUGGAAAAUCACAAAGUUCUCAGGGGAUGAAGACUCUUUCUCUCUCUCUUCUGCCCUUUGCAUACGCGAAAUUUCAACCCCAAAGGAGAGAUUCUACAGCUUCACAAUUAGGAAUAUAAGAAAAGAAAAUUCAUACAACAGUCAAAUCACCCACACCGCGCUCAGCCAAAGUUAGCUGCCGAGUGAAACAAUUCUGAGCCAGAAAUAAUUUCCUAAAUACGUCGAGACAGUGUUUUAAUUAUAAACGCAUUGAGACAUUUAUGUAUAUUGUAUUAAAUAUUUCUCCAUUGAGUGACACAGUGGAUCAGUGUCGAAGAUCUAUAACGUCGGAGUUGUGAAAAUGAUGAGCACUUCACCAAAGUCCUCACUCGCGAAACUUGGAUUGCACUCCAACAAGAGCAAGUCCUUCAAAGUCCUCAUUAUUGGCCACAGUGGAGUCGGGAAGACAGCCAUGGUGGUGAGGUUCAUCACGAAGAGAUUCAUCGGCAGCUACGACAGCAGUGACGAGAAGAUUUACUCCUAUACAACUGUGAUUGAUAAUGAAAUUGUCGCCUUCGACAUUGCAGACCGACCGGGACACUUCAAUACGACAGACUUGGACAAGUACAAGAGCGCAGAGCGAAAGGCUCUGGACUUGGAGACGCAGUGCAGAUGGGCAGACGCCUUCAUCCUUGUCUACUCUGUCACGGACAAGUGCAGCUUCGAUGAGUGCAAUCGCCUCAAAUUUCUCAUAAAUUACAACAAGAGGCGACGCAAACUCACAAACAAGGAGAGUCUGCUGGACGUGCCUGUGAUUCUGGUGGGGAACAAGAACGACCAGUGGGGCGAUCGCAUGGUGUCCAACGAGGAGGGCUACCGGCGCUCCAAGGAGAUCAGCUGCGUGUGCUUCCACGAGAUCUCAGCCCGCGAGAGCGCCGAUCAGGUCAUGGCGGUCUUCCGCGACGCCACGCGCUACUGGCGCGUCCUCAGCAAGUCGCCCAAGCUGAAGCGCUCCACGAGCGAGACCGCCAGCGAACUGGUCGUGAGUCCAGACACCCUAACUCCCUGCCUGCUGCCCAAUGACGGCACCUGCACGCCCACCGCCACGACGCCGACGGUGAAGAGUGAGAAGCGAAUGUCGAUGCUCUUCUUCGGUCGCCUCUGGGCCGAGAGCAGCCCCGAUGAGAACGAGGAGCUGCAGUCCCAAGAGGCUGACACGAAGCAGAACGGCCCAUUCCGGGAGCGCGCCUCCACCGACGGCACCCUCCUCUCGCGCCCCCGCCGAUGGCGCUUCCCACCGCCCACGACCUCCGGAAGCGGUUCCUUGACCCCACAUGCACGCAGCGAGCGCCGCAUGAGCAUCUCGCUGCGUGGCACGAACACCAAUUCCAGUUAUUAAUCCCAGCAGAGAGCAUAGACAUGUUCACCACCCCACAUUUCUAGGGGGGGAAUUCUUGAGCCGCUUGAGGGUUGAUUUGAAGAGCCUUUCACUGAAAAGUGAACGCCGUAAAUUCUGAUGGUCACUAAAUGAACUCAAGGAAGUAUUAUAACUACUGUUAAGACAACACUUAUCCCAGAAUAGUGAGUAACUUUUAUUUUGACCGUUUGAGUACAAUUUGAAGGAGUGUUUUUUGUGGGUGACUUCAAGUGAGCAGAGUGCAUUUGCUGUGACGCAUAUGCUCUGUGACAAUUUCCAUCGCGUUUUCACUCGCUUGUAUGAAUAAAUCAAACUAAAGGGGAAAAGAUAAGCUUAUUAUCACUAUGGAUACAUAACAUAUUUCUACUGUAAUUCCCGUGUUCAUGGAUAUAAGAAGGAUGUUGAGUGUUUUGAUGUUGAGAGGAAGAGUAUUAGUAAAAUAUAUAUAUUUUGUCUGUUGACACUGUA